AUUUGUAAAUUAAACUUGAAAUUCCAUGUGCUAUGAGUUUUUUCAGUUUUGAUUCGUUUAAUUUGUGUUUAUUAUCUACUUUUCAGUUCUUUUCAGUCUGAAAAAUCAUUUCACCGUUGAAUACGUUUCAUACAUCGUGUUGCCGACAGAGUGUUGUUUUUACUUAUAUGUUGUUUUUAUCGACUCGUUGAUUUUACCAAAGUUAACUAUUUUCUGUUGAUUUGUUAUAAUAAGUAAAAUAAUAACAGAGUUUGACAAUGAAGAUUGCUGUAGAAGGAUGUGCCCAUGGCGAACUUGAUAAAAUCUAUGAGUCUAUUCAAGCAUUGGAGAAUAGACACAGAAUAAAAAUUGACUUGUUGAUUAUUUGUGGAGAUUUUCAGUCAGUAAGAAAUCCAGCAGAUCUUGAAGGUAUGGCAGUUCCUCCUAAGUAUCGAAAAUUGAAUACAUUUUAUAAAUACUACUCUGGUGAGAAAAAAGCACCUAUAUUGACAAUAUUUAUCGGCGGGAAUCACGAAGCAUCUAACUACCUAUCAGAGCUUUCUUAUGGUGGUUGGGUUUGCCCAAAUAUAUAUUAUAUGGGUUAUGCCAAUGUCAUAAACAUUGGAGGAUUAAGGAUCGCUGGACUGUCCGGUAUUUAUAAAGGUCAGGAUUAUCUGAAAGGACAUUUUGAGACACCACCCUACGAUAAGUCCACUGUUAAAAGUAUUUACCACGUAAGGAAUGUCGAUGUCUUUAGGCUUAAACAACUUAAAAGGCCCAUAGACAUCUGCAUAUCUCAUGACUGGCCCAGGUCUGUGUAUAAACAUGGUGAUAUGGAGCAACUAUUACGUUUUAAACCCUUCUUUCGGGAAGAAAUGGAAUCAGAUAAACUAGGUAGUCAACCAGGGGAAGAGUUGCUGAAAAAAUUAAAGCCUUCCUAUUGGUUUGCUGCGCAUUUACACUGUAAAUUUUCUGCACUUGUGCCACAUGAUGAUGAAAAAGGAGCUUUCACUAAGUUCCUGGCUUUAGAUAAGUGUUUGCCGAGGCGGAGAUUUCUCCAGGUUUUAGACAUUGGUAAAGCAGUGGACUUUCCACAAAUUGAAUAUGACCCGGAAUGGUUGUGUAUUUUGCGCAGCACAAAUCAUCUUUUAAAUGUUUCCAGGAGAAGUUCGUUUAUGCCUGGUGCUGGUGGUACAGAGCGUUGGGAUUUUACUCCAAAUGAUGAAGAGCUAGAUAGUAUUAAAGGUAUUUUAAAUGAUGACUUGAAAGUACCUUGCAAUUUUGUAGUGACAGCACCAACAUUUUUGGCUGGUGGUUCAUCUCCAACUAGUAGUUUGAUGAAGAAGUAUUUGAAUCCACAGACUCAAACUUUUUGUAAGCUUUUUAACUUAACUGAUCCUCAACAAGCUGUUUCUUCACCUGAUAGUUUUACAAUCAGUGAUUUUUCAGGCACUGAAUUCAAUAGUUCUAACCCCACUUCGUUUGAUCCUGAUGAACUAUCUAGAUCUAGUAGCGAUGAAGAGACCGUGGAUUGUUCACAAGAUGAUGAUAAUCAAGAAUUUCUUGGCUUCUUUAUUGACAGAAUUGGCUCAUUGGGAAAUAAAAGUAAGCGGACAUCUCCGAAGAAUCAAUCCGAUGUCUCGACGGAACUAUCAAAUUUAGAAUUAUUUCCAGAUAUUAAGACAGAAAACAGAGUUUGUUCAACAGAAAGCAAAAAUGUACAGAAAUUUUUGCAAGACCAGCCUGACAACCCUGAGAUUCUCAUCAAACAAACAAAAUUGGAGUCAUUUCCAGAAAUAAAAACAGAGAAUUUGAAAGGUGAUGCGACUUCCUCGGAGCAAAUAAGCUCUUCAUUUGUAUUUAAAAGAAGAAAUCAAUCUUUGUAUGCCAGUACUGAAUCAUCGGAAUUAAGUACGGAACAAGAGGUUGAUGACAGUCUAGGUAAAAGAUUCAAAAGGAGUGUCUUUCCUGCAUGUCAUAAUGUAGAGUAAAUGAGUGAAAAUAUAUUUUAACAAGAUUUCAUUAUGUAUGUAAAUAAGUAUGUAACUAUAGUUCUAUGACAUUGAGCCAGAGGAGCCUGCUUAGAAAUGUCUUCAUUAACUUGAUGUUUACAUUGAAAGUGAAUGUUUACAACUUCUGAAAAAAUUCACUUGACUGUAGAUCUUUUUAACGAUUGGAAUAGUAGGAAAAAAAGUCUUUUAAAAUCAGAGACUUAAAUUUUUUUCUAAAGAUAUAAAUUUUUAUUUAAAUAAAAAGUUUUAUUUUGAAUGAAAUUGAAAGUUCAGUGGGUACAAGUGUAAUAUUUUUUUUAAUAAUUAAAAGUUAGUUAUGUAAACAUUUUAUCUAAGUUUAAAUCAUUUAACUAGAAAAAAAGGCAGGAUCAGGAUAUUCAAUCUUUAACGUUAAAACAAAAAAAAAUGUUCAGCUUUUUAUAUGUAGCAAUAUUUUUAGCACGUUCCAUCCGCUCUUUGUCACUGAACUUGUCCAUUGUUAAUAAUAAAAUAUCAUUGUUUAA
Messenger RNA from Parasteatoda tepidariorum (common house spider), 2494 nucleotides. It is a transcript of the gene ldbr, whose product is annotated as lariat debranching enzyme. Lineage: Eukaryota; Metazoa; Arthropoda; Arachnida; Araneae; Theridiidae. Gene Ontology annotation, cellular component: nucleus. The record is from RefSeq and is a predicted model, not a curated record. Gene Ontology annotation, biological process: mRNA splicing, via spliceosome. Gene Ontology annotation, molecular function: RNA lariat debranching enzyme activity.